This is a messenger RNA of Staurois parvus, 252 nucleotides long. The record is from the annotation of a GenBank genome assembly. Lineage: Eukaryota; Metazoa; Chordata; Amphibia; Anura; Ranidae.
CCUAUCAAUGCCAAUCAGUGCCACCUAUCAGUGCUGCCAAUCGUACCCAUCAGUGAUGCCUGUCAAUGCCCAUCAGUGCAGCCUAUCAGUGCCCAUCACUGCAGCCUCAUUAGCGUAUAUCACUGAAGGAGAAAAAUCACUUAUUUACAAAAUUUUAUAACAAAAACUAAGAAAAAAACGUUUUUGUUUUUUUUUUCUAAAUUUUCAGUGGUUUUUGGUUUAAGAAAAAAUAAAAAACCCAGAGGUGAUUAA